Molecule: messenger RNA, 3305 nt
Organism: Argiope bruennichi
Lineage: Eukaryota; Metazoa; Arthropoda; Arachnida; Araneae; Araneidae
Product: long-chain fatty acid transport protein 1-like
Exons: 12
Coding region: 131-2047 (638 amino acids)
Biological process (GO): triglyceride homeostasis
Cellular component (GO): endoplasmic reticulum
Molecular function (GO): long-chain fatty acid-CoA ligase activity; long-chain fatty acid transmembrane transporter activity
Source: RefSeq, a predicted model, not a curated record
UCCAGUUAGCAUAACAAUCGCUGUUCGGACUUUUUGAUAUUCUCUUGGACUGAAUGAUUUUUCUGAGAAAGUUGAAUCUAACGAUUUUAUAUAUGAAUACAAUGAGAUAUAAGUUUAUUUUUUCUUGAGCAUGGAUUCGAUAAUUUAUUUAAUAGGCUUCAUUUUAUUCCUGAUCCUUCUUAUCUUUUUCGGUUUGAUUUAUUUCUUUUCUGUGGAGAUGCCAAGUUUGAGAAUUUUAUACUUGACACUUGGACGGGAUAUUAAAAGCUCAUACCUCUAUUUGAAGAUGCUGUCUUCAAUAAAUAGAAGCCAUCGUUUGGACAUGUCCAUUGUUCAUCACUUUCGUAUGACUUGCCAAAAGUAUAAAGAUAGGACAUGUUUCAUUUUUCAAGACGAGAAAUGGACUUAUCAGAUGGUAGAUGAAUACAGCAAUAAAAUCGCCAAUUAUUUCCUUUCUCAAGGAUACGUAAAGGAAGACGAGGUUGCGUUACUGUUGGAUAAUUGUCCUGAGUAUGUCUGUAUUUGGCUUGGAUUAUCUAAAAUUGGCGUCGUUACUGCGCUGAUUAACACCAACUUGAAAAAAGAAUCUUUGGGUCACUCCAUCAACUGUAUUAAUGCUAAAGCGCUGAUAUUUGGUUGCAAUUUUUCAGAGAUUGUGAAAGAUGCAAGACAAUUUUUUAAGAACAGAGAUCAAAUGGAAUUUUAUUGUUUCACUGAACAUGGGGCAUCACCACAAACAUUCAUUUCCUUUCCCGCUAAAUCCUUAAAUGUUGCUUUAGAGGAAGCUCCCAUCUGUCCAGUAGACCAAAAGAAACACAGAACUGGAUUCAACGAUAAAAUACUAUAUGUUUAUACCUCUGGAACUACCGGAUUACCAAAAGCAGCUAUCAUCAGGCAUCGCAGAUUCCUGAUGUGUGGAUGUAUGCCUCGGUUUCUAGCCAAGUUCCACGACUUUGAAGUUAUUUACAAUCCUCUCCCGAUGUACCACACUGCUGGAGGUGUGAUAUUUAUAUCCGCGAUCUUGCAGUUUGGUGGUUCCAUGAUCUUGAGAAAGAAAUUCUCAGCUUCCAGUUAUUGGGAAGAAGCCGUAAAACAUAAAGCAACGGUCGGUCAGUACAUCGGUGAAAUAUGCCGCUAUCUCCUGAAACAACCUGUAAGCGAAGAAGAGAAACAACAUACUAUUCGUAUCAUGGUUGGAUCUGGAUUCAGGCCACACUUAUGGAAGGAAUUCCAGGACCGAUUUCGGAUCAAACAUAUCAUUGAAUGCUACGGAGGAACAGAGGGAAAUACCAAUUUGGUGAAUAUGUUUGAAAGAAGAGGCGCCGUUGCCUUUGUUCCUCGAAUCUUCAACCGGUCGUACCCUGUAGCACUGAUAAAGGUUGACCCCGAAACACAGGAGCCCAUCCGAAAUGAGAAAGGCCUCUGCAUUCGGUGCAAACCAGGAGAAUCAGGUCAAAUAGUGGGUAAAAUCCUCAACAAUUCAAUCAAUGGGUUCGAUGGCUACGUCGAUCCGGAGGAGACCAAGAAAAAAAUCUUAAGAGACUGUUUUGAGAAAGGAGACAAAGUGUUUUUGUCAGGUGAUAUAUUAGUAAUGGAUGAAGAAGGCUACUUGUACUUUGUGGACAGAGCCGGAGACAACUAUCGAUGGCGAGGCGAGAACGUGUCUACCAGCGAAGUGGAAAAUGUCCUCAGCAAGGCUUUGGGACAUGUGUCUUGCGUAGUGUACGGAGUAGAAAUCCCAAAUAUAGAAGGUAAGGCUGGAAUGGCAGUCAUCCAAGCAGAUUUCAGAAAUAUCAAUUUUUCGGAGCUGUAUCAGAAUAUAAGCAAAAAACUGUCAUCUUACGCUAUCCCUUUGUUUCUCAGGAUUUCUCGAGAAAUGGAAGAAACUGGUACCUGCAAACUAAAGAAAGGAGCGUUUCAAAAAGAAGGAUUUAAUCCAGAAGAUAUUUCGGACUCACUUUUCUUUUUGGACAUUAAACAAAAGACCUACAUACCACUGACCAAAGAGUUGUACUUCGAUAUCGUGACAGAAAAACUUAGAAUUUAGAGUGAAAAGCUUCGGCACAGCAUUUCGACGCAGUUUCUUUAAAAAUUAAAAUUUUUUUCAUUUGUGGUAAAAGAAUGCAAUAAGGGCAAAAUGGCAGAGGUUUUUUUAAAUGUGAAUGGGUUCGGUUAUCUUUGAUACAAUAAAUGUAUUGGGGCAUUUAAAGUCAUGGAAGGGGUAUAUGAGAUUAUUAAUUACUAAUUUGAUCCAUUAGCUACCACGAACCGUAUUUGGCGAUUUUUGAACUUUACGUACCCCACUUGGCGCCAAAAAUGUAUUUGGUACGACUGACAGUUUCUUUUCAUUUUAUAUAUAACAGUCAAUUUUGUGUGUAGCAGAAAGUGUUUAUUCUGUGUUUUGUCAUUUUACAAGCGAACAAAUUUGGAAUUCGUCUGUAAGUUGAACGGCACAGAAAUGUUUUACUUGAAGACAUAAUACUAACUUGUAUAAAUAUACUAUAUUACUAAAUUACUUAAAUAUGUAAUUUAGAUGUUAUAGUAAUGAUCUGUUGUUUACUCAGUCUUCUGGUUUUUAUUGAAAUGAUAUUACUGAUAUUAUUGAUCAUUUUAUAACAACACCUUUUUAAAAAAUAUUAAAUAUUUAAAUAUAAUUAUGCUGUUAAAAAUCUUUUUUGUGCACACACACACACACACACAGAGAGAGAGAGAGAGAGAGAGAGAGAUAAACUUAUAAAGUCAAAAAUGUUUCAAAAAAGAAAAAUAAUGGCAGUUAAUGGAUUAAAAAAAGGACCAUCCUUAUAAUAGGUCAUGGAAGAAUAGCCAAUUUUACGGGCAUUCAAAUUCUUUUAAUUCUUGGCGGAUACAGAUAGCACACAUGGACAAUACUCGUAAAUGUAUGAAUCAAAAUACAGAAAUACGAUUUGGCAAAUUAAUCGGAACGAAAUAUCUUAUAUCUUUAAACAAAUAAUUCGUGUAUAUAUAAAAAUUUAUUUCGUGCAUCUCGAAAAUAGCUCUUAUGAUUGGACAAAAUUUUAUAUUUAGAUAGGGUUUCGCUUUUUAAAUUUAUCUAUAUAGGUGUCUUUCCUUUUAAAAAAUGAGAUUUUGCGAAAAAAAAUUAUAACUAAAUAUUAAUAUGUGACUAUGCAUGACUUGCAUAUGCAUAUUAGAGAUGGAGUACUAGUUCGGGCUUCAGACUCCCCAGCAUUUUUCAAAUGUUCGAUCCCGCGUUUGCAAUUCAAUUAGAUUUCGCUUAUAACUUUACACGAGUCAUAGAAUAGGAUUUUAUUUACAAUUUUACAAAA